Molecule: messenger RNA, 303 nt
Organism: Rangifer tarandus platyrhynchus (Svalbard reindeer)
Lineage: Eukaryota; Metazoa; Chordata; Mammalia; Artiodactyla; Cervidae
Source: the annotation of a GenBank genome assembly
AUGAGAUCAAGUGCAGGAGUGAGUCCAUCACACCACACUCUGAACCAGCGCUGUACUAAAGAUGUAUGUACUAAAUACACCUUUGCUAAUUUGAUAGAUGAAGAUGGUAUUUCCCCGUUUCAAGUUUGCAGUUUUUGUUUACUCCUGAGUGUGAUGAUCUUUCCCAUCAUACAGCAAUUAGCUAUUGGUACAGCAUUUCAUUUCUGUGGGCUGGCUGUUCAUGUCGUUUUGUCCUUUGCCCAUUCCGUGUCGCCCCCGGGCAAUACCCUCCAGCUUGGGUCUUUUCUUAACAUUGGUUUUUAG